AUGGGUCCAUUCGGGUCUUGUAGAAUCAUGAAGCAGUGUAACAUGGGCAUGUUUUACCACCGUGGCCUCAAGCUGGAAAACAACGUCCAAAAUAGAAUGGGCAAAGCUGGGCCUGCGUAUAAUAGAUUGACCAAGGCUGUUAAUGGGGAUAGUGUGAAUGAGGAGUGUAGCAGUGACUUCCAAAAAGUGAUGGGUUGCCUGAGCUUUGCUACUGGGAAAGCGAAAGAACCCACAAAAGAUUGCUGCAGUGCGGUGCAGAAUAUAAAAGAAAGCGAUCCAAAGUGCUUGUGUUUUAUCAUGCAGCAAACACAUAAUGGUAGUGCACAGGUCAAGAGCUUGGGGAUUCAGGAGGCUAAGUUGUUUCAGCUCCCAACUGCAUGCCAGUUGAAGAAUGCUAGUCUUAGCUUCUGCCCCAAGCUUCUAGGCAUAUCUCCUAACUCUCCAGACGCUGCCAUUUUCACAAAUGCUUCAACUUCAGCAACUCCUGGUGCAUCAUCAACAGGAACAUCACAACCAGAGAAAGCUGGUGACUCUAGUGGUAUCCUGCAAAGACCUCACCUUGCAGGUCUUUUGAUGAUUGUAGCUGCCAUCUUCAUAUUUGCUUUUCCUGCUGGGUCUGCCUUCAUGUUCCACAAAUGUGUGCAUGUAUGUGCUGGCGUCUCUCACUUGUUUGACCGUAAUUAUGGCGUGUGCCAGCUAAAUUCAGAUGAUUGUAGUUUGAUUAUCCAAAAAUUAGAAGCUUUCCUCGUUAAAUCACUCUUUCGCUCAAAAGAUGGCCAACAGAAUGGGAAAUAUGAAAGGAAUCUCCAGGAGAUCUUGUGUUGUAAUGAAAAGAAAUCUGGUCUUGCCAUCUUCUACACCCCUCGUUUCUUUAUGCCCCUUUCUUAA
Molecule: messenger RNA, 888 nt
Organism: Dovyalis caffra
Lineage: Eukaryota; Viridiplantae; Streptophyta; Magnoliopsida; Malpighiales; Salicaceae
Source: the annotation of a GenBank genome assembly